AUGGGCUGCUUCCUCGUCUCUAUCGCCGCCUGCGUCAUCAUCCUGCUCCUGGUUCCUGUCCAUAGCAACAGCCCCGAGGUUCAAGUGUGGUCAGAGGACGUGUGCACCACGCGUGCCUGCGACCGGCACGCACACUUCCUCCAGGAGACCAUGCAGCCGUCGGCGGAUAUCUGCCACGAAUUUGGAACCGCCAUGUGCGGCCGCUGGACACACGACCACACCGUCGCAACGGAUGUGGAUGCCAUGGUGAGGCAGAGCGCGCUGCAACAAGGGGCCAAAUUCCUGCGCUCUAGCAACGGAAAGUUCCGUGCAACCCAGGAAGCCGGCCGUAUGCUGAAGUCUUGCCUGGAGCAGCAGUUCGAACAAAGGACUCGCCCCGCUGCCCUUCGCUAUUUCCGCGAAUUUCUCCGCGAACGCGGUCUGCCCUGGCCCAACGAACCGUCUGGGAACCGGCACCCUCUGGACGUUCUACUCGACUUGAGCAUCAACUGGCGCAUCGACCUGUGGUUCGGGCUGCGCCUUCGUAGAGAUGGACAGAGGCGACUGCAGGUUAAGGAGGCCCCAGUCACGUUAGCGACGAUGGUGAGGGCCGAGCACGCAGACGAGCUUCAAGCCGUGGCCGUGGCGAUGUUUUACGCAGAAGCGAUCGGCGCCGGCCUCCAGUACACGAAGCCGAGAGCGGAAGCACUGUCCCGUAGGGAGACGCACGUUAUACGAACAUUGGAGAACAUGUCGUCGCUCCACCCGAGGCUUAAGCGGAUGCGGGUUUCGCAAGUGGCGGAGCUGGUAGAAUGGGCGCCGGCGGUCGAGUCUUUUCAGUGGCUCGCUUUUCUCCGAAAGCACUUGAGCGGGACUAUGAAAGUGCACGCAUAUACGGACGUCCUAAUAGACAGCGUUGACCACUUCACCGCGAUUGGAAGCAUAUUCAAGAAGUUUGGAGCAAACGAACUGAUCGAUGUCAUCGGAUGGUGGAUGGUGCGGCUCUUCGCCGAUCUUGGUGGAGUUGCAGUGAACCACGACGAACGCGCACAGGCCUUUUCACCUGUUCUUUGUCAGCGACGAGUGGAGGCUUGCUACGGUCUAGUCCUGGCUGUUGAGCUGGUGCAGCGCUACUGGACGGCAGAACUCGCAAAGGUCGUGGAUGACAUCUUCAACGCCGUCCGGCACCGGGCUGCCAUUUUGGUUCAGCGUUUGUCGUGGAUGGACGCAAUCAGCAAGAACCACAUCAUUCGCAAGCUGGACGCACUCAAGGUGAUACUCGCAACCGUUCGAUGGAAAACACGUUUUGGUUAA
Dermacentor silvarum is the source of this 1293-nucleotide messenger RNA. Its product is annotated as neprilysin-1. The transcript has a single exon. Bases 1 to 1293 code for a protein of 430 amino acids. Gene Ontology annotation, molecular function: metalloendopeptidase activity. NCBI's taxonomy places the organism in Eukaryota, Metazoa, Arthropoda, Arachnida, Ixodida, Ixodidae. Gene Ontology annotation, biological process: protein processing. The record is from RefSeq and is a predicted model, not a curated record. Gene Ontology annotation, cellular component: plasma membrane.